UCUUGUGAAUUAUCGUGAGGUCUGCAAGAAACAGGUGAGUCUUGUUAUCAAUUAGGGUUUACACUUUGAACCAUUUGUCUCAGUUGAGUCUGUAUUUCAUGAAAUGAUUGGGGUAUAAUCAAAGAUUCUGGCCCUGUCCAGAGGAGAAGAAAAUGGAAAUUGUCUCCACCUAUAUGGUAACGGCGUGGUAAAGAUUUGAUUCUGGGUUCGAAGGAUGUAUCGCAGUGUGGCUUCGGCCACUCCCCGGGGUGGGCUUCCUACGGACAGUGGAGGGAUACCUACGGACAGAGGGGACUAUGUGGUAUGUCUCGAUCAAGUUCCAUGUUGGAGCGACACGGAACAGAGGUCCUCUUUGGGGUAUGACAAUGAGGAUCCUUCUUAUCCUAACUCGUACUUUUCGGAUCCUCUAACGUCUUCUCCUGGAGCAGAGAGUAGUUCUAGUUCCAAUGGGAUAGUCUCAAGGUUUCCGGUGGACCAUGAAAUCAACUCCAAGAUAUAUCUUUGGCGGGGAAACCCUUGGAAUCUUGAGGUAGAUGCAGUGGUUAACUCCGCCAAUGAGAGUUUGGAUGAAGCACACAGUAGCCCUGGUUUGCAUGCUGCAGCUGGACCUGGUCUUGCAGAAGAAUGUGCGACACUGGGUGGUUGCCGGACAGGAAUGGCAAAAGUUACAAAUGCAUAUGAUCUUCCUGCUCGGAAGGUUAUACAUACUGUCGGUCCUAAGUAUGCAGUCAAAUAUCAUACUGCUGCAGAGAAUGCUCUGAGUCACUGCUAUCGCUCAUGCCUUGAGCUUCUUAUUGAGAAUGAACUUCAGAGCAUAGCUAUGGGAUGUAUAUAUACAGAGGCUAAAAAUUAUCCUCGUGAACCAGCUGCACAUGUGGCAAUAAGGACUGUUAGACGGUUUCUAGAGAAGCAGAAAGAUAAAAUAAUGGCUGUUGUUUUCUGUACUACCACAUCAUCUGAUACUGAGAUAUAUAAAAGACUACUUCCACUUUACUUCCCUCGGGAUAGACAUGAGGAGGAAGUUGCGGUGUUAAAGCUUCCUGCGGAUGUUGGGGAUGAGAAUGGUGAGACAAUAUUAGAUGAACGGAAGAUCAGAAUAAAACCUUUGCCUGUUGUAACUAGUUCAGCUCCUAAACCCACCACGGAUGUAGCAGAUCUUCCCGUCAGUGAUCUGGGAUUGACAAUGAGACGGAAUUCAUCUUAUUUGGUAUCCCAUCUGGAUCCUGCAUUUAUGUCCCAAAUUAAAGAUCCAGAUCAGAGACGUAAGGAGCAAUGGGAGAAAGCUGCUCAAGCACGAAACAGUUUCAAUUGUGCUAAAUUGCUUGGAUUUGGUGAUCUUGGUGGUCCUCCAUUGUCUGCCGCUGAAGAAUACUCACUUCAUUCUAGAUAUCUCGCUAAAGCAAAUUCUCUUAAUCUUUCUGAAAUUGCAGAAAUGAAGAUUGUUUAUCGUGGUGGUGUGGACAGUGAGGGGCGUCCAGUAAUGGUUGUUGUUGGCGCUCAUUUUCUGCUUCGUUGUCUUGAUCUGGAGCGGUUUGUGCUUUACGUGGUAAAGGAGUUUGAGCCCAUAAUGCAGAAGCCGUACACUAUUGUUUACUUUCACUCUGCAGCCUCCUUACAGCUUCAACCCGACCUGGGGUGGAUGAGGAGAUUGCAACAAAUACUUGGUCGGAAGCACCAGCGUAACCUUCAUGCAAUAUAUGUUCUUCAUCCAACAUUGGGAUUGAAGACAGCAAUCUUUGCUCUGCAAUUGUUUGUAGAUGCUGUGGUAUGGAAGAAAGUUGUAUAUGUUGAUCGGCUUCUGCAGCUGUUCAGAUAUGUUCCUCGUGAGCAGUUGACAAUCCCUGAUUUUGUGUUCCAGCAUGAUCUUGAAGUCAAUGGAGGAAAGGGUCUUAUUGUGGACCCCAGAACAAAAUAUGUAUAUCAUCGACCAUAGAGAUGUCAUUCACAGCCUAAGCAGGCCAUCAAGUGGUUCAUGUCAGGCAGUUCAGGAAUUUCAUUGUUUGCUUUCCUUUUUCUCCCUUUUUUGUAGUU
Telopea speciosissima is the source of this 2031-nucleotide messenger RNA. Its product is annotated as protein GDAP2 homolog. The coding region runs from base 215 to 1933 and encodes 572 amino acids. NCBI's taxonomy places the organism in Eukaryota, Viridiplantae, Streptophyta, Magnoliopsida, Proteales, Proteaceae. The record is from RefSeq and is a predicted model, not a curated record. The transcript has 15 exons.